AUGACCAACCUCCAUCGAGACCUUACAAUCUUCAAACUCAGUAACUGUUUGAUCUUUGUUUCCAGCCCCUGGUACCCAUAUCCAUUACCCGUGAAGCACGAGUGUCCAGCUCUUUGGCACGCCAUGAUUGCACAGGCAGUUGCAUACCGACAUUAUUCUGCUCCUGGAACGAGGUUCGGCAUCCACGCUCUAUUGUCGUACAACCGCAUGCCAAGGACGGUGAGAACCUGCAGGGCCAUGGAUGCAGAUCGAGGAGAAGGGGUUAAAAAACUGGAGCCGCCUACUACCGGACCGAAGUGCCACGUAAACCUGGAGAAGUCCCACAACCUUAAAUGGUCGACAAGACUACAGCUACUGAACAUGGAAUGGGCUCUUUCAUGGCCUAAUGAAUUGUGGUUAGCUAUUCAACAGUUCAGCUAUAUCACUUCUAUGUACGUCACAUAGAUCUGCACAGAAAAGCUGCACGGCAUAUAAUAUAGGAGGUCACAUGCCGCGUCAAAACCUGUAAAGCAAUGGUUUUCACGGUGUUACCAGGGCUUCAGUAGUCG
This is a messenger RNA of Pseudovirgaria hyperparasitica, 548 nucleotides long. RefSeq lists its product as uncharacterized. The coding region runs from base 1 to 444 and encodes 147 amino acids. The transcript has 3 exons. Lineage: Eukaryota; Fungi; Ascomycota; Dothideomycetes; Acrospermales; Acrospermaceae. The record is from RefSeq and is a predicted model, not a curated record.